Molecule: messenger RNA, 5643 nt
Organism: Pygocentrus nattereri (red-bellied piranha)
Lineage: Eukaryota; Metazoa; Chordata; Actinopteri; Characiformes; Serrasalmidae
Gene: ptchd4
Product: patched domain containing 4
Exons: 3
Coding region: 261-2948 (895 amino acids)
Cellular component (GO): membrane
Source: RefSeq, a predicted model, not a curated record
UUGUAGCUCUCUCCUCAUUCCUUCCUUCCUUUCUUUCCUUCUUUCUUUCUUUCGUUUCCCCCCCUCCCCGCGAACGGACGGAGCGAACCGAGGAGGGGAGAGAGAGAGAGAGAGAGAGAGAGAGAGAGAGAGAGAGAGAGAGAGAGAGAGCGGAGGAGCCAGCGGCCACGUGUCACAGGUGCUGGGCAGCGAGGCGCGGGGCAUCUGCAAGCCGGAUCCAGAGGAGGAGGAGGCGGAGGAGGAGGGAGAAGAGGAGGAGGAUGCUGCGGCAGGCGAUCCACCGCGGGCUCAAGGCGUCCUUCUACUGGCUCGGCCUGUUCGUCAGCCGCCACCCCGUGUUCUUCCUCACCGUGCCCGCCGUGCUCACCGUGGUGUUCGGCUCCGCGGCGCUCAGCCGCUUCCAGCCCGAGACGGAGCUCGAGGCGCUCGUGGCGCCCGCGCACAGCCUGGCCAAGAUCGAGCGCAGCCUCGCCAACAGCCUCUUCCCCAUCGAGCGCUCCAAGCACAAGCUCUACUCGGACCUGCACACGCCCGGUCGCUACGGCCGCCUCAUCCUGCUCGCCAAGGCCGGCGGCAACAUCCUGGAGCUGGCCGAGCAGGUGCUGCACGUGCACCGGCAGGUGCUGGAGCUGCGCGUGAGCCACAAGGGCUUCAACUACACGUUCGCGCACCUCUGCGUGCUGCGCCACCGCGACAAGCGCUGCGUGCUCGACGACAUCCUCGCCGUCUUCGAGGACAUCCGCGCCGCCGUGCUCGCCAACAGCACGCUGGCCAAGGUGCCCGUCAGCUACCCCAACACGACGUUAAAGGAUGGCCGAGUGGCCUUCAUCGGCCACCAGCUGGGCAGCGUCGUCCUGGCCCCGCACAGCCGAGACCAGCAGGUCAAGUCGGCCCGCGCUAUCCAGAUCACCUACUACCUCCGCAACCUGCGGCCCAUGGUGCAGGACGCCAUCGCCGAGAAGUGGGAGAAUGAGUUCUGCAAGCUGGCACACCGCCUGGCCACGGCCAGCCAGGACCUGUACAUUCAGUCGCUCACCUCCUUCAGCCUGUGGCGGGACUUCCACAAAACAGGCGUGCUGGCCAAGAGCGAGGUGCUGGUCAGCCUGGUGCUCGUGCUGCUGGCCGCCACCAUCUCCAGCUCCAUGCGCGACUGCCUGCGGGGCAAGCCCUUCCUGGGACUGCUGGGUGUGCUCACCAUCUGCAUCGCCAACGUGACAGCGACGGGCAUCUUCUUUAUCUCCGAUGGCAAGUUCAACUCCACGCUGCUCGGAAUUCCCUUCUUCGCCAUGGGGCAUGGAACUAAAGGCGUGUUUGAGCUCCUGGCUGGCUGGAGAAGAACCCGGGAGAACUUGCCAUUCAAAGAGCGAGUGGCAGACGCCUUUGCCGAUGUGAUGGUUUGCUACACCAUGACCAGCUCACUGUACAUCAUCACAUUCGGCAUGGGUGCCAGCCCUUUCACCAACAUCGAAUCCGUGAAGGUUUUCUGCCAGAGCAUGUGCGUGGCCAUCCUGGUGAAUUACUUCUACGUCUUCUCCUUCUAUGGCUCCUGCCUGGUGUUCGCGGGCCAGCUGGAACAGAACCGCUAUCACAGUGUGUUCUGCUGCAAGAUCCCCUCCGUAGAGUACCUUGACCGGCAGCCCACAUGGUUCAAGACCAUGAUGAGCGAUGGUCAUGAUCUCUCCACGCACCACGACAGCAUGCCCUACCAGAACCACUUCAUUCAGCACUUCCUUCGGGAGCAUUACACAGAGUGGAUUACCAACACCUACGUCAAGCCCUUCGUGGUCAUUCUCUACUUGAUUUAUGCCUCCUUUUCUUUCAUGGGAUGUUUACAAAUUAGUGAUGGCUACAACAUAGUGAACCUGCUAGCCAGCAAUUCGCCUAGUGUGUCGUUUGCCCUGACCCAGCAGAAACUGUUCAGCAACUAUAGCCCAGUGAUAGGGUUCUACAUCUAUGAGCCCAUUGAAUACUGGAACUCUACAGUGCAGGAACACCUCAAGACUCUAGGCCAGGGCUUCAAUAAGAUAUCGUGGAUUGACAAUUACUUCAACUAUCUGAAGGUUGCCAAUGUCAGUGCGUCGACCAAAAGUGAUUUUAUAAACAUUCUCAAGAAUUCAUUUUUGAGGAGCCCGGAGUAUCAGCACUUCACAGAGGACAUAAUUUUCUCCAAAAAUGGGGAUGAGUAUGACAUCAUUGCCUCUCGGAUGUACUUGGUAGCCAGAACCACUGAGAAGACCAGGGAGGAGGUGGUGGAACUGCUGGAGAGACUCAGACCACUCUCCCUCAUAAACAGCAUCAAGUUCAUCGUCUUCAACCCCACCUUCGUGUUCAUGGACCGCUACAGCUCCUCAGUUGUCUCGCCAAUCCUCACGUCAGGAUUCAGCGUCCUGACUGUUCUUAUCCUCACUUUCUUCCUCGUCAUCAACCCCCUGGGGAACUUCUGGUUGAUCUUGACCGUCACAUCUGUGGAGCUGGGCGUCCUAGGCCUCAUGACGCUUUGGAAUGUGGACAUGGACAGCAUCUCUAUCCUGUGCCUUAUUUAUACUCUCAACUUCGCCAUGGAUCACUGUGCCCCCCACCUUUACACGUUUGUACUGGCCACUGAGCACACUAGGACUCAGUGCAUCAAGAUCUCGCUCGAGGAGCACGGGGCGGCCAUCUUGCAGAACACCUCGUGCUUCGUUAUUGGGAUAAUGCCCCUGCUUUUUGUGCCUUCCAACCUGACCUACACACUGUUCAAGUGCUCGCUCCUCACCACCGGCUGCACGGUGUUGCACUGUUUCGUCAUCCUCCCUGUGUUUUUGACUUUCUUCCCCCCCUCCAAGAAGAGGCACAAGAAGAAGAAACGGGCGAAGAGGAAAGAGCGGGAGAGGGAGCGGGAGCGGGAGAGGGAGGAGAUCGAGUGCAUUGAGGUCAGGGAGAACCCUGACCACGUGACCAGCGUCUGAGACGUGGGGGGCACGUCCGGCCGUGUGGUUAAAACAGGGAGUGCAUAUCCUGUCCGGUGGGGAGCGAUGUAUGUAGCACUUCACAGGUCCAGGAGGGUCCGAGUAGAGCCGCCCUCUCGAGUGGGAUGACCUUCAACAGCUCCAGCAAUCAGCAGCCUUGAUGUCUAGAGUAGGAAGUAUUUUUAACGUGCACCCUUCGUCCUGAGCAGUGUAUAGCAUCUGCAGCUGCCUGCCGCUGUUGCCAGUUCGCUUGAGGACCUGUCAAAGCCUUUUGGGUAAGAAGACAAUUGGAAAUGUAUCAAAUGCUCCAGGAAGCCAGUAAUAGAUUUCAGAAUUUUUAACUGUAACAUGAAUCAAAACAGUCUGUAUUGUAGGGGUUGCAUACAGAGUCCCAUGGAUGUGUUGAUAUUUAGGAUUACCUAUUAUUUUAGGCUUACUUACUGUUAAUACUUGCAAAUGAUUGGAGACCCAUACAGUUAGAAAUUAAUAAUUGGGAAUGAUAUAUUCCAAACCGCUGAAGAUGUCAUUUUAAUAUAUGUUUUUCUGAUACGAUAGCAAUAUUGAAAACCUCGCAUAUCGGCCAAUGCCAAAACGAUCAAGCCGAUAUUUUUUCUUUAAAAACUAAUCUUUAAAAUUGGCUAUUUUUCAUAGAAGCACUCCACUUAAGGUCUUAAUGAUGACCUUCUAAAAGCAAGCAAUCAUGCCUCAUACCAUCAAUUUACUCAACGUAUAGUUAACAUGGCAUGAGAGGGUUAGCAUUGGAUUGGAUGCAUUGUUUUUUAGCCAGCAUUUUAUGCUGAUAUCGGCCCAGUUCGAUACCGUAUCAGAUCAGAUGCCACCUCUAAUUUUGGGCCAAAAAUCCUUGUCCUGGUCAUCAAAUCCAAAACCAUAUGUGCAAAAGUAGAUAAGCUGGCAUUUACAAAUGUAGCAUGUCUUUGGAGUUUGCUAGCAGAGCUAAGCAAAGCAGAUGUUAUACACUGUUCAGUCUGCACAAAUGAAUAGGAAGAUAGGAAAUUUUCAAGCUGCAUUUCAGUGGAACAAGAUGUGUUCUUUGUACUGUCAUGAAAAAUAUAUCUGUUUUCAUAACAUCAGCUGCAUACUGGAGAUCUAAUUCAUAAAACAUCAAGCAUGUGUUAGCAUAACUCACAGUUAGCCCAGUCAUGGUCAAUCAUGACUAAUUUCAAUGUAUGUGUCCAAAAUAGUUUGCAGUCCUACUAAUCCACUGUUGUUUGAAAUGUGAUAGCACUUAGAUAGAUGGAUACAUCUCCCAAGAAGCAUAACAAGGGGCAGUUAAAAGUGCUUGCGAUUCUUAAAUUAGAUUUCAAAGCAAGUUCAAGUGUACGAAAGGAACAAGAGACCAACUGAUAACAGUGGGCCGACUUUGUAAUUGAGCUUUUGAGAGAGCUUUGCCAAAUUAGUAGUUAUUACAGUUAGUGGCAGACGUUAGUAUCCAUUAUUGGUUGCUUAUGCCCAAUUUGAUGAUGUCAUCAAACCUAGGUUGUUGAUUAGAUUUACGAAAGAAUAGGAAGAUACAAAAAAAAACUGCAUUCAAUAUAACACAUUAUAACAGACAUACAGUGUUGUCAGGCUUAAUGUGUUGGAUUUGCAGUAAGACACUGUCUUUUAGUUGUUGCUACACUGUUCUUUGGUUCUCAACAGCAUAUAUUUUAAAAGGAAAGUUCCAUCAAUUUUAGAUUUUACUGUUUUAGCUUGUAGGUAAUCACUUACUGAUUAUCGGCUGUUUUUGAACUGCGGAAAACUGGAGAAACAUUUUUAAUAUUUUUAUUUUUAAGUCAUUCUUUUAACAUAUUUUAGCCCAGAUCCAUGGCUAAAUGAUAUAAACAUGUUAAUAUGUUCCACAAUCAGCAGUGCUAACUAUAUUAGCCAUUGGCUAUUAGCCAUUACUUUAAAAUAUUGGUGGAACGUCUCCUUUUUAACAUUAGCCUUGCAUCGUUGAUUGUAUCCACUGUUUACAUCUGUUGUGAAGAGCAGCGUGUGCAAUUAGAAAGGACAUUGCCAGUGUUGCUUUCAUUUGGCCUUACUGAACCAGUCAAUGCACUGGAUGUUGUUGUAGAGUCAUUCCAAAGGCAGGUGGUCCCCAUGUAGGAGAACCAUGUUGGUCAGAGUUUACGAGGCUACUGAGCCGAAUAAAUAGAUGUUAUAGAACAACACAUUAUGGAAACAGACCACAGAUCCAACACUUCAGUGGUGGUUGAUUGAUAUCGAAGGAUGUAUAAGCGUCAGAGUAAAUCAUAAAGUCCUUUUGGUUUAUUGGGCUGGCAUUAUGCCAUGCUGUGGUGUUUAGAUAUUCAAGGCUCAAAGGUUUUACCAGGACUGAGGCAUUGUGAACCUUGUAUAAAUGUCCACCAUGUCCAUCUAACCAGUGGUUAGAGACAAAACGAGAUGCAACAUAUUAAAAAACCCAGCAAGCAAACAGAGACCUCAUAACUAGUACUCAGACAUCCAUCACUGAAAAGGAAUUCAGUUGGUGCACUCAAUGUCUACCACCGAUGGCGUCACCAUACUUUGUGAGCCAUACAAUGUUUGUGUAGGAAGAGGGCAUGAAAAAUUAAAUAGGCUAUAUGAAAAAAAUAAAUGCAUACUAAAAUCAUAUACUUCCCAAAAAGACUGUCUGCCGCAUGUAAUGUAUGUAUGCAUGUAUUUAGUUAGUGUGCAUUUUUGUUUGUUUCCACAU